Molecule: messenger RNA, 2811 nt
Organism: Momordica charantia (bitter melon)
Lineage: Eukaryota; Viridiplantae; Streptophyta; Magnoliopsida; Cucurbitales; Cucurbitaceae
Gene: NOF1
Product: U3 small nucleolar RNA-associated protein
Biological process (GO): maturation of SSU-rRNA from tricistronic rRNA transcript (SSU-rRNA, 5.8S rRNA, LSU-rRNA)
Cellular component (GO): nucleolus; small-subunit processome
Molecular function (GO): rRNA binding; U3 snoRNA binding
Source: RefSeq, a predicted model, not a curated record
AACAAACCCAGCAGCCCACGAACACUAGCAGCGGCAACGGCAAGCAAACGGCCACGAGUUCUUUAGCAGCACCAGCGUUGAUCUGCAGCAACAACGGCGUUCUGCAGUGGCGGGGGCGAGCGACUGUAGCAAACGAACAGCCACAGCGGCUAAAGCCACGAACGAAGAGUCCCAGCAGCUUUCCCACGAAUCACACUACGAAAUUGAAAUUGGAAGUUUAAGGACGUAAUGGGAACUCUAGAGACUAAAUAGAAACUUCCAACAUUCAGGCGUAGAUUUAAUCAGUAAGAUAACACUGGAAGCUGAUGCGGGCAUAGAAGCUGGGUGUCUUCUUUAGUUUUUUCAAGGAAAAAGUUCAUAAUUAUUCUAAUGGGGAAGCAAUUAGUUCGUAAACGAGGAGUUAGUGACACCGAGGAACUUGAAGUUUUCACGGAGCGAACAAACUAUGAUAAUUUAUUAAUGCAAUUACAGUCAUGUAAUAAGGCUGUUGCUGCUUCAUGUAUGAAAAGACAAAGACAAGAGGAAGGAAAAAGUGACACAGAGGAAGAUGAGGAUGGUUGUUCUGAAUCUUCUAGUGCACUGGAGGAUGAGGAUGAGGAGGAGGAGGAAGUGACUGAUGAUGAGUUCCGUAGAAGUCCAUCUUUGGCAAACAAAAUGAGUGAGCCAGUGCUAAAUAUUGAAACGGAAGGAACUGAAGAUGACACUAAUAGCUCUGACACAGAUCAGGAGAAUGAACUGGAAGCUAUUUCUCACCAUGCCUCUUCAAUAUCAGAUAGAACUAGUUCGUUUAACAAACACAUGGAGCAUAAGUUAUCUAAAGAAGAGGCCGAGAAUUUCCUUAAAAUGAAAUGGAAGUAUGCAUGGGUGGUUCCUGCCAUAGGGAUGUCAAACUGCAAGUGGUCGGGGACCGGAGAGUGCCUUUUAAAGGAUCUAGACGUUAAAUCUAGUAAUUACGAUCUUAAAGUAAGGUUAUAUGAGCACUGGUUGGAUGUGUACAAGACAUCUGGAGGCACUGACUUUCAUUCAUCGAGACAGAGAUUUUUCUUUUCCCUUUGCAACAGCUACCGUGAUAUACUGUACUGCAACAAGAAACCCUUUUAUCUGAAAGGUCAAGAAGAAGACUCGAGUAUCAUGGAUUCAUAUAUUAUGCAUUCUUUGAAUCAUGUUUUUAAGACUAGAGAUCUCAUAACGAAGAAUGACUCAAAAGUGGCCAAACAUCAAGACCGAGCUGACAUUCUUAGUGGGGAGAAAUUUCUUGAUCAUGGAUUUACUCGUCCAAAGGUUUUGAUUUUAUUGCCCCUUGCAAGCAUUGCUCUUCGUGUAAUUAAAAGGCUGAUACAUCUCACUCCAUCAGCAAACAAGGUUACAGUGGAGCAUCUUGACCGUCUAUAUGAAGAUUUUGGAAAUGGAGGUGUUGGGAAGAAUGGAGACACAGUUGAAUUAUCUCUUAAUGAUCAGAAUUGUAGCUCUAAAAAAUCUUCAAAACCUUCUGACUUCCAAGCACUCUUUGGUGGGAAUAAUGAAGAUCUCUUUAUGAUUGGUAUCAAGUUCACCAGGAAGAGCAUUAAGUUAUUCGGUGAUUUCUAUUCAUCAGACAUAAUUGUUGCUUCUCCCCUUGGUCUGAUUACAAAACUUGGCGAAACAGAGAAAAACAAGGAGAAAGAUGUUGACUAUCUUUCUUCCAUUGAGGUCUUAAUCAUUGAUCAUGCAGAUAUAAUAGCAAUGCAGAACUGGUCCCAUGUGAAUACUGUCAUUGAACAAAUGAAUAAGAUACCAUCGAAGCAGCAUGGAACUGAUGUGAUGCGGAUAAGACAGUGGUAUCUUGAUGGAUAUGCGAGGUUCUAUAGGCAGUCCAUAGUUUUGGGCUUUCAUUCAAACCCAGAUAUAAAUGCUUUUUUCAAUCACUACUGCAAUAACUACCAAGGAAAGGUGAGAAUGUUAUGUGAAUACAAAGGCAUUCUUCCAAAAGUGGUACUCCAAGUCCGCCAGGUUUACGAGAGGUUUGAUGCAGACUCUAUAGCUGAUGUUGAUGAUGCUCGUCUUGAGUACUUUUCCAAGAAGGUGUUUCCAAAGAUAAAUGAAUCUAGUCAGGGUGGAGUCAUGCUAUUCAUUAGUUCUUACUUUGAGUUCGUUCGAGUUCGAAACUUUUUGAAGGCACAGAAUGCUUCAUUCUGUCUCCUUGGGGAGUAUACAAAGCAAAGUGAUAUCUCACGAGCGCGAAUUUGGUUUUUUGAGGGAAAGCGGAAGAUCAUGUUAUAUACGGAGAGAGCACAUUUUUACCACAGAUACAAGAUUCGUGGCAUUCAAAACUUGAUCAUUUAUUCCUUGCCGGAGAGGAAAGAGUUCUACACUGAGAUUGUAAAUAUGCUUGAUGGAUCCCAGAACAUGACUUGCAGAGUGCUUUUUUCACCAUUCGAUCAGCUCCGGCUGGAGAGAAUAGUUGGAAGUGUGCCAGCAAAAAGAAUGGCUACAUCAGAAAAAAGCGUCUUUGUAUUUUGCUAAAGCCCAUUUUUAGGUGCCAGCAAGCUUUUUGAGGAAGACAAACAGCCAUGUGAUGGAUAUCUGCAAAAUUGAAGAUGAACUUCAGAAUCUCUUCACUGCUGAAAAGUCAGUUUUGAUCAUGCUUCGGCCCUCCAAUUUUGAAACCAACUUGUCAAUUCUCUUUUUCUUUAUUCUAUGUUAUUUAGUCUGAGUAUUAUUAUGUAAUAUAUACAUUCSAGAUUUUCUUUUUCCAUGUAAAAUUUGAGAAAGAAACUAAUCUCAUGGUUUACAUCUUUAAAUAUGAUUCCAAUGAAAGGCUUAACUGUUUUC